Messenger RNA from Aspergillus mulundensis, 231 nucleotides. RefSeq lists its product as uncharacterized. NCBI's taxonomy places the organism in Eukaryota, Fungi, Ascomycota, Eurotiomycetes, Eurotiales, Aspergillaceae. Bases 1 to 231 code for a protein of 76 amino acids. The record is from RefSeq and is a predicted model, not a curated record. The transcript has 3 exons.
AUGACAGACUUCGAGAAGACUGAGAGACCCGCUCAAGCGAGCGAUGAGCCCGCCGUUGAGCGAGGUGAUACGCAAUUGCUAGCAACCCUGGGUUACAAGCAGGAGUUGCGACGGCAUUACUCGACCGUCCAGGUCUUUGCCAUUGCAUUCAGUAUCAUGGGCCUGUUGCCGUCGAUUGCGUCCACACUAUCGUUUUCUAUACCUGCUGGUCCGGUGGGGAUGGUUUGGUAG